Molecule: messenger RNA, 1807 nt
Organism: Erinaceus europaeus (western European hedgehog)
Lineage: Eukaryota; Metazoa; Chordata; Mammalia; Eulipotyphla; Erinaceidae
Gene: CD8B
Product: CD8 subunit beta
Exons: 6
Coding region: 36-689 (217 amino acids)
Biological process (GO): regulation of immune response
Cellular component (GO): cell surface
Molecular function (GO): coreceptor activity; MHC class I protein binding
Source: RefSeq, a predicted model, not a curated record
CGCCAGCCUGCAGGACCUGCUCUGGCCUCGCCACCAUGCAGCUGGGGCUCUGGAUGCUCCUGGCCGCGCAGCUCACAGCUGUCCGUGGCUUCAAAAGUUUUCAUGGCAGCUCAGGAGUUUACCUGCAGAAGCCUAAAUCCAUAAAGGUCCAGACCCAUGGGAUAGUGAUACUGUACUGUGAUGUCCAAAAUAUCCCGACCAACACACGCAUCUACUGGCUGAGACAGCGCCAGGCCCCAAGCCAGAAUAGUACCCACGAGUUCCUCGCCUACUGGGACAUCCAAAAUAAAGUUGUAUGUGGCAAGGGAGUGGAGCAGAAAAGCAUCUCCAUAAUUUUGGAUAGAGGCUGGUCCACUCUCAACCUCACGAGUGUGAAGCCUGAAGACAGUGGCAUCUACUUCUGCAUGACCAUCGGGUCCCCCAAGCUCAGUUUCGGAACGGGGACUCAUCUGAGUGUGGUUGAUGUCCUACCUACCACUGCCCAGCCCACCACGAAGUCCAUCCCCAAGAAGAAAGCGUGCAGGAAGGUAACCUCAGAAACUAAGAAGGGCCUGCCCUGUAGCUCCGUCACCUUUGGCCUGCUGCUGGCUGGUGUCCUGCUUCUGCUACUGUUGUUGGCAGUGGCUAUCCACCAGUACUGUCUUCGGAGGAGAGCCCGACUGCAUUUCAUCAAACAGUUUUAUAAAUAAGCAGAAACUACGCAUUUGUUGUCCUACCAUGAAGAUAAAAUGGUCUGUCAUGAGCAAGAUCUGGAAACAGGAGAAAGACAACCAUGAAAAUGUCACCAAUCUGCUGAAACUGCCUGCUUUUCUCUACCCUCAAAGUCAUUUCCAUGGGCUUUACACAUGGGUAUGGGAGGUAUUUUUGAGGUGACCCCUAGGAGUCUCAGAGAGAAAGCUUCAGAGCUCCAUAGCAUCUUCUGUAAGAAAUGCCACCAUGACACAACUUCCAACACCUGUGCUCACCCUGGACUGAGCUGAACUUUGGACUAAGCCACCCAAUCACCCUGGUGUGAGUUGUUCUGCCCUGGUUGGUCAGUUCUAGACCCAAGUCUUUUGGCUCCUCCUUCUUGAGGCUGAUGGUGCUCACAGAAAGCCCCAGAGAAGGAUUUUACUGGAAACAAGCCUUCUGGAGGGUGGCUGGCCUGUGCACCCCUCUCCCUCUACCCUAAAUUAUCAGUCUCUGAGCCAUCCUUUGGGACCAGGAACUGGGAGGUUGGAGAAUAAAAGGUCACUUCGACACCUACUAGGAAGUUCCUCAGCUUUCAUUUCUGCUUUCUCAUGGCUCUUAUAUUUUGUUUUGUUUUGGUUUCCCAUGGUUUCUGUUCCUUCUACUAAAAUGCCUUAUUUUAAAAAUAAAGGCCUCAGCAAAAGAUGCAAUGGCUCCUGUGAUGUGAAAGCACAAACAUCUAUCUACACAGGAAAGAUUCUGAUGCUCUCUUGACUAGAGAAUAAAAUUAAUGUGCUCUCAUUUUGUGUAGGGCUCUUCAUUUGCCCACACAAUAGAUCACACUUCAAAGUGAUUUGGGCUGUAGAUAGAGUGAAGGCUUGAGAGGGUAGGGAGUCCCAGGACACUGGGAACCAGGCAGCGGCAGCAGCAGCAGCAGCAGCAAGUCCCUGAAGGUGUUGCCUCCACUAGUGCCUCUUCCUGUCAGCUGAGACUGGAACCCUGGCCUCCAGGCUGGUUACUCUGUACCUAAAAGAAGAGUCUGGGGCGGGGGAGACAGCAUAAUGGUUAUGCAAACAGACUCUCAUGCCUGAGGCUCCUAAAUCCCAGGUUCAAUCCCCCGCCCACCAUAAGCCAGAGC